Molecule: messenger RNA, 576 nt
Organism: Ilex paraguariensis (yerba mate)
Lineage: Eukaryota; Viridiplantae; Streptophyta; Magnoliopsida; Aquifoliales; Aquifoliaceae
Source: the annotation of a GenBank genome assembly
AUGUCGAUUAAAGAGGGGGAGACGCAAGCACCCACUGUCAUCGAAGAAGGAGGAGCAUGCAUUGAUCGAGUACCCAGAACCGGCGCGCAACCGAAUUCCAGCGAGCCAAGGGGCGCUGUGGGUCACAGGGAUAUGAAUGGAGCUCGAGCCAUGGCUGGAGGUGAUCUUGUGAAUCAAGAUGAUGAAGAGGGGGCUCAAAUGGGCGAGGUAAUGCCUGUCAAGACGACCCAAGAAAAAGGUGGGCGACAGCGCCAUGCCCACAUUGCCAUGGGUGCCUCUAAGUUGAGGGCACCAGGGGCAUUUCUCGCCGACCAUGGAAAAAGUGCCGAAGCCGAGGCACAGAUCAGGGAGGGCGAGACCCAUCAGGUCGACGCUAAGGGUCAUGCACCACCAUGGGCGCCAUGCACUGGUGCGCUGAUGAAGGGAGUUUAUGAUGAGGUGUCUUGGGUGACUGCAUUAACAACGGGGUGCCGCUCGUGCUGGACACCACUGGUGCUGGGCAAGGCUGAUCUGGCGACAAGCAUUGAUGGCGAGACGCCACUUGUGCUGGGCGAGGAGAUCGCGGAGCAUGACUAG